Molecule: messenger RNA, 805 nt
Organism: Schistocerca gregaria
Lineage: Eukaryota; Metazoa; Arthropoda; Insecta; Orthoptera; Acrididae
Product: apolipoprotein D-like
Exons: 6
Coding region: 83-649 (188 amino acids)
Molecular function (GO): pigment binding
Source: RefSeq, a predicted model, not a curated record
GCCAGCUGGAGACGCCGUCGGCACUUGCGACUGGACUCACGAGGACGCCGUUCCAGCAGCUGAAAUUCUCCAGCAGUUAGCGAUGUUCCUGCCGGCACUAGCGUUGGCGGCGUGGCUGGCGGCGUCUCCUGCAGUGGGGCAGGUGCCGGGGGUGGGGCCCUGUCCAAACGUCGAGGUGGAGCACAACUUCAGCGUCGAGAGGUACCUGGGCAAGUGGUACGAGCAGGAGCGCUACUUCGCAGUGUUCGAGCUGGGCGGCAACUGCGUCACUGCCGAAUACACGGACGAGGGCAACGGCGUCGUCGGGGUGAACAACACCAUGACUAACCUCGUGACGGGCCGAACGCAGUCUAUAAAAGGGCAGGCGAAGCUAGCGAACAACACGUCUGACGCUCGACUUGUCGUCAAUUUCUCCAGCGUUGGUUCUUUUGAGGCACCUUACUGGAUCCUUGGCACUGAUUACGAUAAUUAUUCUGUUGUGUGGUCAUGCGGAUCGUUCGGCGAUGUCGUCAAUGCAAGAUUUUCUUGGUUGCUGACACGAGCCAAGAAUCCAGGAAAAGAUAUCAUACGGAAGAUGAGAGCAGUACUGGACAAGAACGGCAUUCCAUUACAGCCGUACAUGCGAACUCUGCAGGUAUGCUCCAAUUAAUGCUGGCGACAUCCUUCUUCACACCCACAUCAUGUGAGACGGAGUUUAUAUUAUGACGAUGGGGUAAUACGUUUAACGGAGGAUCAAGAAUGUUAGAAAAUGUAUGUAUGGUUACGAAUCCACACAAAUAAACGUCUAAGUUCCAGUAUUUUGUAA